Messenger RNA from Fusarium fujikuroi IMI 58289, 1245 nucleotides. Its product is annotated as related to gtp-binding protein engb. The transcript has a single exon. Gene Ontology annotation, cellular component: mitochondrion. NCBI's taxonomy places the organism in Eukaryota, Fungi, Ascomycota, Sordariomycetes, Hypocreales, Nectriaceae. The record is from RefSeq and is a predicted model, not a curated record. Gene Ontology annotation, molecular function: GTP binding. Bases 1 to 1245 code for a protein of 414 amino acids.
AUGACACCACUACGAGUCUUUCCGUCAAAUCCGCUAUGUUAUUUAUCGUCAUGUCCCAAGGUUGCCGGGCAGAAGGCUCACUUCAGCAUGUCAGGUCGGAUGAACCUGCGUCAGCGACCACUUCGCCGACCUACAAGUCGUAUUUCCAACCAAGCACAGCAAGUCAGCCCUGCAACUUCACCAGUUGCAGUCACGCCGACCUUGAGUUCCAACGUGAAGGCUGAGGAACCCAGAAGCCAGCCGUCUGCUCAGGAGAUUAUCGUUCCAGGCUUUUCUCUCCAUGACAGUACCUCGAAACCCCGAAAGGCUAAACCGCGAGGACCAUUGCCUAAGGGAAUCAAGCCCCAUCAGCAGGUAUUGAUAGAGAGUGAGUCGAUCUGCUUCAAGCAGGGCUCAACUUCGCCAGUCGAUGUGCCGAAAGAAGACAAGCCUGCUCUGGCAGCAGCAGGAAAGUUCUUUGAAGAACGCUACCAGAUACUCUACUCUGCCGAAAACCUUCAUGACCACCCCCAAAACGACCACACCCCAGAAAUUGUUGUACUGGGUGCCUCCAAUGCAGGAAAAUCAUCUUUCCUCAAUGCUCUUCUUGGUGGUCGGGAAAUAGCCAAGGUGAGCCACAAACCAGGCAAGACUACGACGAUGAAUGCGUAUGGUGUUGGGCCACGUCCCAAGAUUGCCAAGGAGCUUAUUCGCAAGGGCGAUGCACCGCCAAAUCACAGCCUGGUGCUUAUGGACACGCCAGGCUACGGAUUUAAAAGUCAAGAGGCAUGGGGAAAGACUAUCCUGAAGUACCUCAACGUCAGGAACAUGCUUCGUGGCGCUGUGAUCUUGAUACCGGCCGACAAGAAGCUCAAGGAACCGGAUAGAUGGAUGCUCAGAACACUUGCUCAAUCUAACACUCGAACAUUGGUCGUCAUCACCAAAGCGGAUAAGCCUGGGAAGGAGUGGCAAGAUGCAUGUCACAGGCUUCAUACUCAGAUCGAAGCCAUCAUGCGCGGUUUAGAGGCCCAAUCAGCUGCCUCCUGGAGGGAAGGGUCUGGGCGUGUACUGGAUGUUUAUGCCACAGCCUCCAAAAUUGCGUCCGUAUCCCGCCGGCUUGGUGAUAGAGGUGGCAUUGGGGGCGUAAGACUUGCAAUACUGGAGAUGGCUGGCUUUUCUCUGGGAGACAAGAUAGAAAAGCAACCUGAGACUAAGGCUUAUACAGGGAAGCUCGUCUCUUUUGAUGAUAUCGUUUGGAAAUCAUGA